UCUGGAUUCUGGAAAAGUCGGUGCAUGUGCUUGUGAACAUGUUGUGAACUAUAGGUCUGCUGUUUUAAGUAGGCAAGCAACUGAAAAUUUGAGUUCAGACCUCAACAACAGCUGAUGACGUGCAACAGUAUGCCAAGCGUCGUUCACCUCUUCUUUCUUUUGCUAUUCUCAAUGAUUAGUACAAAUUCUAAAUGUAGUCAGAUAAGAAACGUUUUACUUAUCGUAGCUGAUGAUGCUGGUUUUGAAAUGGGAGUUUACAACAAUAGUGCAAUCAGCACACCUAAUUUGGACACCUUUGCCAGUCAGAGUGUUACAUUCACCAAGGCAUUUGCAUCAGUCAGCAGUUGCUCACCAAGUCAUUUAUCAGUUUUUUCCUGUUUUGUUGUGUGAUCAGUCGAUCUGCACUUUUGACAGGAAGAAUAAACCAUGAAAAUGGCAUGUACGGACUUCAUAAUGGAGUUCACCAUUUCAAUUCAUUUGACAAAAUAAAAAGUCUUCCCCACUAUUUAUCCAAACAUCAUGUUCGAACAGGAAUUAUUGGCAAGAAACAUGUUGGACCAAAGUCGGUGUAUCGUUUUGAUUAUGAAGAAACUGAAGAGAAUCACUCAAUUCUGCAAGUUGGUAGAAAUAUCACACUCAUCAAAGAGUUGGUUCGCGGAUUUUUACAUCACAACUCAUCACAGCCAUUUUUUCUCUACGUAGCCUUUCAUGAUCCACACAGAUGUGGCCACACUCAUCCACAGUAUGGUAUCUUCUGUGAGAGAUUCGGUGAUGGUCAAGGUAGUAAUGGAGUUAUCCCAGACUGGAAGCCCAAGUUUUAUGAUCCGAAUUUAGUACAAGUGCCGUAUUAUGUCCAGGACACACCAGCUGCUAGACAAGAAAUUGCUUAUCAAUACACAACGAUUUCACGCUUAGACCAAGGUGUUGGAUUAGUCUUGAAGGAACUUGAGUCAGCGUCUCUCCUAGAUAAUACCGUUAUUAUCUAUACAUCCGAUAAUGGACCUCCAUUCCCUGCUGGAAGAACAAAUUUAUAUGAUUCAGGAAUCUCUGUACCACUUAUAAUCAAAAUCCCAGAUGGGUUUAUUGAACACCAUAGAACGAACGGCAAGCAAACAGACUUCUUGGUUAGUCAUUUGCACCUUGCACCUUUCAUCCUAGAAUGGUUUGGUGUUUCCAGAUCCAAAUUGAAAUCGGAGUAUCCGAAUCAUCUUUCUCUCAUGUCCUAUUUUAAAGGAGAGAUGCAAGAAAAUAAAGAAAUUUUUGCCAGCCAUUCAUUACACGAAGUUACAAUGAAUUACCCGAUGAGGGCAGUACGCACAAACAAAUUUAAAUUAAUACACAACCUCAACUAUAAAGCCCCAUUUCCAAUUGAUCAAGAUUUCUAUCUCUCUCUUUCUUUUCAGGACAUUCUGAAUAGAACAAUCAACAAUCUGCCGCUGCCAUGGUCUCGGUCCCUGAAAAGCUACUACUACAGGCCUGAGUGGGAAUUGUUUGAUGUAAGCACCGACAAAAAAGAAGUGAAAAAUAUUGCUUACAACAAUACUUUUAGUGAGGUAUUUUCGGACUUGAAAAAACGUUUGUGGAGGUUUCAAAAUAAAUCAAAUGAUCCAUGGAUCUGUGGUCUUGGAGCAGUCUUUGAAAAUAGUGGAACUUUUAAACAGAAGCCUAGGUGUCUACCGCUGUACAACGGACUGUAACCUUCAGCUGAGCUUCAAGUAACUCAAAUCCUCAAAAGUUAAAAAAAUUAGUCUUGAUAAAUAGUCAAUCAAUUUUAUGAAAAGUUAGUCUAUCUGGACCUGCCACUUCCUUUUAUUCUCCAACCUUUACUUAACUUGCUCUCUAGGUUCUGAUCCUUCAACUGUACUUUUAUCCUAUCUGUAAGGGACCAUUUAGGACCAUACGUUCUUCAAAAUGUACACACUCACUUCUUUUGCUCAUGCAACAUAUCAUGUACGCGCACUCAGCAUCGCUGCACGCAUACCCAACAUUGUCUGUAGUCCCAGAUGAAGAGCAAUUUCAGGCAAUUUGCAAUCGGCUUCCAGGCCUUGAGUAGGUACACACAGGUGUUCGUCCAGUUCUUUAUGCUCACCGGAAAUGUUUAAAUUUACAUCUUCAAUCAGGAGUUUUACCCAUUAAUUUUAAUGAAAUACAGAUAGAAAUAUUUAAUUCGAAUUUAAUGAAAUUCAUCGGCGGAAUAAAAUGAUUAAACAAAUAAAGAAUGAAUACAACUUUAAAAUAACACUGAUGAAACACGUAGUCAUCUACAUAUCAGGAAUGGUGAGCCUGUGCUGAUGGAGUCAUCCACUUGGAACAAUCAUAAACGAACAAACCUUCUAAUGAUUUAUUUCUGCAGAUGGAACAGCCAGAGACUUUUCCUGACUAAUAAAGUAAAGGACAUCUAAACUAAUAGUGUGAUUUAUGUAGCACCAGAGUUCCAAGGAGCACAUUACCCUCAUUUACAUUGUUAGUGGUCCUGACGAAUUUUUGUUGAUAAAUCGAUCGAUUGACUGGAUGCUCGGUCAAAACCCCACUUUGGAAUUGAAAUCAAGUUAGAGAUACCACUGACUUUUUCUUCAAUGCCCUUUAUCUCUAAAAUUCUCCUGGUUGUGUGAUUGAGAAGCUCUUGCAGAGAAACUUUGCCACCCGUUUCUGUAGCUGUGAUGCUGCCUUUCUCUGGAUAACACUCGGUAUUUGCUUCGCAGAGUUCAUAAUUUGAUGGAAACAGUGAUUUAGUCUUUUUACAUGUUUGCAUCUACCUUUUGGGUACCAAAUCUCAAAAAAUUAUACUUUGCUUGCGAAAGACGACAAGAGACCUAUAGGUUGAGUGCCUUUUUACCUUUUAAACUUGAGUUUCCUUCUUCCAGUCCGCCUCUGCAGAAAUCAAUUUUUUUUUUUAGAUUUGCAGGGGUUUUUGAUAAAAAAAUCAAUAACUUCAGCUAGGUCAAGCAGGCCCUUUUUCCAACAACCACUCAGAGUAUUUGGGAUCAUCCAGCCACCUUUUAUUAAACUCGCACUUGCCCAUGAUCAAACUGAUUAUAUAGUAAGCACAAAACCACGAGUUAUAGAGGCAAAAAUACAAUCCAAAAGAAAAGCUCAGGAAAUAACUAAGUACAGAAAAGCAAUAGGUUCAAGCGAAAGUAAUAGCAGUUUGCGGAUAAUGCAAAAUAUUGACGGAAAUCUGGUCAAGAGUAAGAGGCAGCUUUUGCAAGGUACGGCAAGACUUUACUACUAUUCCUUACACUACUACUUAUUACUACUUCUACGGUA
Bemisia tabaci is the source of this 3267-nucleotide messenger RNA. It is a transcript of the gene Sgsh, whose product is annotated as N-sulfoglucosamine sulfohydrolase. Gene Ontology annotation, molecular function: N-sulfoglucosamine sulfohydrolase activity. Gene Ontology annotation, biological process: heparan sulfate proteoglycan catabolic process; glycosaminoglycan catabolic process. The record is from RefSeq and is a predicted model, not a curated record. NCBI's taxonomy places the organism in Eukaryota, Metazoa, Arthropoda, Insecta, Hemiptera, Aleyrodidae.